AUAUUUGCAUGACGAAGUUGCUGCAGUUGGUGAAAGAAGGUUUUGAAACGAUAAGUCAAGAUGACUGGAGUGCAUACUGCCUCCAUGUGGAGAAACUUGAAAGAGAAUAUUGGGUUAAGGAUGGGGUUAUGGAAGACAUAAUAGACGCUAUAGUUAUUAAUUUAGAAAGUGAUGACGACGAGGACGACGACGACGACGACAGUAAUGAUAGUGACAAUGUUGAUGAUGACCUCUAAAAUACGAUGUAUGUAAACAGGCAAUGAAUAUUUUUUUGAAAAAUAUGUUGUGUGUUCUUUCAAGCCUGACUCUGCUCAUACACUAUGAAAUUUCUUUUGGUAGAAAUGUAGUACAUGGUAGUAAAA
Schistocerca americana (American grasshopper) is the source of this 362-nucleotide messenger RNA. RefSeq names its product calsequestrin-2-like. The transcript is spliced from 2 exons. The coding region runs from base 9 to 236 and encodes 75 amino acids. The record is from RefSeq and is a predicted model, not a curated record. NCBI's taxonomy places the organism in Eukaryota, Metazoa, Arthropoda, Insecta, Orthoptera, Acrididae.